Messenger RNA from Lactuca sativa (garden lettuce), 885 nucleotides. Its product is annotated as UPF0548 protein At2g17695. Lineage: Eukaryota; Viridiplantae; Streptophyta; Magnoliopsida; Asterales; Asteraceae. The record is from RefSeq and is a predicted model, not a curated record.
CCGACCGCAGCUACCCUUUGAUAUAUAUGAUCCAUUUAACUGCACCUGGCAACAGAAUUUAACUUCCUCCCUAUCAUCAAUCAAAAACCCUGCAACACUACAUCAAGAUUAAACCCCCGUUUGCCAAUUUCAUCAAAUCACUUUCUUCGUUAGCUUUCGUGAAAUAGUCGUGUUUUGAUGCUUAUUAACGUAAUAAAGAAUUGAAAUUAUCGAGAAAUAGAUUAUGGUGUUCUUGUCUUGGACUCGCCCUUCUCCCAAAGAGCAGAAGGAUUGCAUUAGCAAGUCAGGUACCUUCAACUAUGACAGUAAAUACAGAGGAGCUACUGUAAAACCAUUGUCUGUUCUUAAAGAAGAUAAAGAGCUUUCAAAAGAUGGAUUUUUAAUCAAUCAUUCAAAAACUUUAGUGGGAUCAGGCUCUGAAGCAUACGAAAAAGGCAAGACUGCUCUGCAAACUUGGAGGCAUUUCGGAUUGAGUUGGGCAUUUGUUGAUCCAAAGACACCAAUUGAAAAUGGGGUGAAGUUUUGUGCUUGUGUGAAGGAGUUCUUUCCAUGGCUCAGGAUGCCAUUGCAGGUUGUUUAUGUUAAUGAAACUAGAAACCCUAAAAUGGCUGUUUCUUCUUUUGGUUUUAGUGGAGGCACUCUCAGAGGACACUUACUGUCUGGUGAAGAGCGGUUUUCAGUUGAGAUGGAUGAAGAGAAACAAGUUUGGUAUGAAAUACUUUCCUUCUCAAAACCAGCUCACCCUCUCUCUGUUAUUGGGUACCCGUAUGUAUUUCUUAGACAAAAGUAUUUUGCUCACCAAUCUAGUGAUGCUGUCAGAAAAUUUGUAUCCUCAAAGUAAACUCUACAACAUUCUGCUAUUAUGAAUUCACAAUCUUUCAUCCA